AUGGAUCGUGGCCGCGGGCCCCAACCGCAGUCGCAGUCGCAGCCACUCGACGUGGACGGACUCGGCGCCCAAAUCGCCCAAAUGCUGGUCCCUAUCCUCACGGCCCAAAACUCAUGCCAAGUCCACGAGCAGUGCGAUAGCAGCUGUCCGAACCGUAUUGGCGUCAAACGAUACCAGCUAAUGCCCAACGGCGAGCGGCGCUAUGAAACAGAUGAAAGGGCCCGGCUGGGCGAGCAACUCGGCCAUAUGAGGCUCAACGAUGGACAGCCACCGCGACAGCAACCAUAUGUUAUUCAUCCGCAAACACCGAGAUUCGCCUAUACCAGUCUCAGGUCACCGCAUACCAUGAUUCGACUUGUGAAAUUGAAGAGCGCGUAUUUCAGAGCAGACCCCGUGGACUGUGAACUGCUCACUUUUGACAUUGAUGACUUGCCUCCUUAUGGGGCACUUUCAUAUUGUUGGGGUGCGGCUGGGGAGGCAAGUAAGAUGAUAUGUAAUGGAAGGUUGUUCUACGCGCGACCUAGUUUGGAAAGAUCGUUUAAGAGAUUACGCGCUGGGUUUAGUUCCGGCCAGACGGAGGAGUAUAUCUGGGCGGAUGCGCUUUGCAUUAACCAGGCGGAUCUUGAGGAGAAGGGCGCGCAGAUUCAGCUGAUGGAGCGGAUUUACUCGUACGCAGCUACAGUGUAUGUUGAUCUUGGAGAUACGGCCGGCCAUGUGGUUUCGAGUGGUUCCAUGUCGGCGACAAUCGGGGGAGCUUGGGGCAUGGGCAGUCCCGAUACGUUGAACCCGGUCAACGAGGCUACACCUCAUCCGUUGUUGUACAAGACAGUGUUCCUGGCUCUUCGACAGCCGUGGUUUACCAGGACUUGGGUGAUUCAAGAGGCGGCGUUGGCGAGGAGAGCCGUGUACAUGUUCUCGGGGAAUGUGUUUUCGCAAAAGCAACUGGAUGACGUUUUGAGCCGGGAGGCUAUGCGUGCGAAUCCCAGCCGCAUGCAAGAGUUGAUGCAGCUGGGUGGAAAUGACGCCCUGCGAAACUAUCUCAACUAUACGAAGCUGCAACAAAUCAGGAAUGGAAGGGGGAGGAUGGGUUCAUUGGAGGUUAUGGAGCUGACGAGGGACUUUGUCGCUAGCGAUCCUGCGGAUAAAGUGUUUGGCUUGUUUGCGCUCAUGAACGAAGAUGACCGGCGAGCAAUAGGUUCAUAUCCCCAGACUCUUGAAGAGGUGUUUCGACGUUUUGCUGCACUGCAGGUGCGAAGGGGCUUUGCUAUCAAAAUGCUAGACAGUGCAGGCCUGCAACGAAGCUACACCCAAGAUCGGAGGCUUCCGUCUUGGGUGCCCGACUGGACGAACCAGAAGAAGUCACCGAAACAAAUUGCUGGUUUGCGCCCUGUUCCAUACGCAGCGGCUGGAUUUACGGAACCUCAAGUCCGCAUGAUGGGGGACGACUCAGGAUCUGGUGGUCUCAGUCUUCGCGGCUUGAUAGUCGACACGAUCGACACCGUUAUCCAUGUCCACAGCGCACCGCUUACACCCGAGGGUGAACCAUCAUUCCUGGCGUUCCACGAUAAGUUCCGCCCGGCCUUUGACGAUUACGUGCGAAGAGUCAGGGGGAAACCGAGAUACAUGGACAACGAGGAGGUUUUCGCACGAUUGCUGCUCAUGGACGACACGUAUACAGGACGAAAUGCAAUCCUAUACAGCAGUCCCAUAGAGAAUCCGGCGCUGACAUAUCGUUCUGCACUGGCUGCCUGGCGUGAAGGACGCAACUAUCGCAAUGGUAUGGGCGGGGGUAAAAUGGAUGCCGUGCAGACAUUUCAGAUGCAAGCGAUUGCCGUGUGUCCUGGACGUGGCUUUGCGACAACUCGGGGCGAGUAUAUCGGACUGGUGCCGCCAGUUGCGGAAGCUGGGGAUCUCGUGGUAGUGUUUUACGGAGCCACCGUGCCGUACAUCAUACGGAGAGUGGCGAAUGGCUAUAUUUUGAUUGGCGAUGCAUUUGUACACGGCUUCAUGUGUGGCGAGGCUUUGGAGAGGCGAGAUUUGGAGGCGACGGAUAUUGUUCUUGUGUGA
Pochonia chlamydosporia 170 is the source of this 2067-nucleotide messenger RNA. Its product is annotated as HET domain-containing protein. The record is from RefSeq and is a predicted model, not a curated record. NCBI's taxonomy places the organism in Eukaryota, Fungi, Ascomycota, Sordariomycetes, Hypocreales, Clavicipitaceae. Bases 1 to 2067 code for a protein of 688 amino acids. The transcript has a single exon.